Messenger RNA from Dothidotthia symphoricarpi CBS 119687, 822 nucleotides. RefSeq names its product Got1-domain-containing protein. The transcript has 5 exons. Bases 27 to 443 code for a protein of 138 amino acids. Gene Ontology annotation, biological process: retrograde transport, endosome to Golgi; endoplasmic reticulum to Golgi vesicle-mediated transport. The record is from RefSeq and is a predicted model, not a curated record. Gene Ontology annotation, cellular component: Golgi cis cisterna; COPII-coated ER to Golgi transport vesicle; Golgi membrane. NCBI's taxonomy places the organism in Eukaryota, Fungi, Ascomycota, Dothideomycetes, Pleosporales, Dothidotthiaceae.
AGGCGCGCCUUCAAACGCAAUUCAAGAUGCCGACCAUGUGGCUCUCAGACACCCAGAAGAUUGGGGUCGCCUUCUGCUCAGGGGGCGGACUGUUCCUCAUGGGCGGAGUAAUGAUGUUUUUUGAUCGCGCAAUGCUGGCAAUGGGCAACAUCCUCUUCAUAAUCGGCCUCACACUCAUAAUUGGCACAACAAAAACCCUCGCCUUCUUCGCGCGACGCCAAAAAUGGAAAGGCACCGCCGCCUUCUCCCUCGGCAUCCUACUCAUACUCAUGCGCUGGGCGUUCUUCGGCUUCGUCAUCGAACUCUAUGGGAUCUUGGUGCUGUUUGGGGAUUUCUUCGCACAGAUUGCGGGGUUCGCGGGGGGCAUUCCGGUUGUGGGACCGUAUAUCGCGAAGGCCUUGGCGGUUUUGGGCGCUGGGGCAAGGACGGAAUCGAAUGUUUGAGGGUGGGGUAUUUGUGGAUGUGGGAAGAGGGGCUGGGACGAUGGAGGGGAAGGGCAGCGAAAGAAGAGAAGAAGACCAGGAAGAGGAAAGAGGAAGGUUCAAGAGGUGAGGUUGGGCCAUACACAGACAGACACUGGAGUACUGGGGCACGGCUAGUCUCCAGAUAAUCAGGAGAAGAGAAGCAUGAAUGGAGUUUGGAGGUAUGGCAUGGCACCUACGAGCCUCGAUUGGGCAUGAGACAUGUACGAAUACGAAUUCACGCUGGAAUCAUGCAUCGCAUCCCAUGUCCUGUCUAACCGUUACGUGUGUUACCAGAACCUCAUCCUACCAAAUAUCAGAGGAUGGAAGCCCCGAUCAUGCGAACAAUCUAUAACAUGAC